Messenger RNA from Sebastes umbrosus (honeycomb rockfish), 2379 nucleotides. RefSeq names its product alpha-1,3-galactosyltransferase 2-like. Gene Ontology annotation, molecular function: hexosyltransferase activity. The transcript is spliced from 6 exons. The record is from RefSeq and is a predicted model, not a curated record. Gene Ontology annotation, biological process: carbohydrate metabolic process. The coding region runs from base 719 to 1735 and encodes 338 amino acids. Gene Ontology annotation, cellular component: Golgi apparatus; membrane; vesicle. NCBI's taxonomy places the organism in Eukaryota, Metazoa, Chordata, Actinopteri, Perciformes, Sebastidae.
GACAGCAGGCUCGUGCACUCAAGACAUUGGAAACGCACCCGCACAGCUUCAUGAUCCUCACGAGCGAGAGGAGCUGCAUGCGCUUUUUUAGUCGCGCGUCGUCCUCAGGUGUGUUGAUUAUUAUAAAUUAUCCUUCAGGUUUUUAAUUGGAAGAUUUGUUUCUUGGUGCCAUUUUUAAACUGAUUCAUCUUACAUUUUUCUUUUUUCAUCUGAUUGUUUCUCUUUUCUUUUUGGAUGACACUUCUUCCUUAUCUGUCAACACUCAGGGGACUUCUGCAAAAAACAAAGAAAAGAACAGAAAGAAAGGGUAAAGGUGUGUCUCUAUCUGUGGGCACAUUGACAUGACUACUGGUAACCAGCAGUGGUCGUUAGUGUGAUCAUAAGAAGCUCCAGGUGUGCUACAGUAGACCAAACCCACUUGCGUAAAGCUGAUUCUCACCUGUAAAGUGACGUCAGGCCUGAGGAGGCCUUUGUGCAGAGACCCUCCCUUUGCUAAGAAGAAAGAAGACACUACUUUUCCACUUUAAACCCGAGGACACACAAAACUGGUUUCCAGUGUACCACAUCGCGUCGGAACAUGUUUGUUGGAUGAGUUAUGGAUGUAACUGGCUGAAAGGGCACAGAGUUGCCGUUUCAUCCAUGAACCUACAGCUGCCUUCACUUUCUUCAACAAGAGAGUUCAUGGUCUACUGAGGUUGGACGCCAGCGUUUUCCAACAAUGCGACAUGUUCAGAAGAUGAAGAGUGUUUUGAAAUGUGUGCUUUGCAUUCCAAUCACGCUCUGUGUCUUGUACAUAAUAUCUCCAUCUGUGAGCAGACUUUUUAUAGGCCUCUUGCCGAUGGAGAAAUGCUCUUUGAAAAGUGCAAAGAUGCUGUCUCUGGACAACAGUGUGGACGCCACCCUCAACCUUCGGUCCAGAUCUGACGUGCAAACGUGUACAUCUUGGAAAGCUCCCAUCAUCUGGGAAGGGAUGUUUGACCCUGACCUUUACGACCAGGCGUACAAGAGGGAAGGGUCCUCUGUGGCUCUGACGGUGUUUGCUGUCGGCAGGUACCUGGAAGCUUACCUCGAGACCUUCCUGAACUCAUCAGAGCAUCACUUUAUGUUGGGUCUGCCUGUAACGUAUUAUGUAUUUACGGACCUGCCAGAGAAGGUACCGGACGUCAAGCUCGCCCCUCAGCGCAGUUUAAAGGUCAUCAGAGUGGAGAAGAGCUCCAGGUGGCAGGACAUCUCUAUGAUGCGAAUGAAGACCAUAUCGGAUGUCAUAGAGUUCGAUAUUCGCCACCACUGCACGCACGUCUUCUGCUUCGAUGUGGAUCAGGUGUUUACUGGGAGAUUUGGCUCGGAGACUCUGGGAGACUCUGUGGCUCUGCUCCACGCCCACUACUACCACCUCCCGCAGAGCCUGUUCACCUACGACCGUAACCCAAAGUCCAGGGCGUACAUGCAGACCGGGGAUUUCUACUACCACGCUGCCAUCUUCGGAGGCUCGUGGAAGAGCGUGAAAGCGUUGACUGAGGCAUGCUAUCAGACCAUCAUGGAGGAUAAACAGAAUAACGUGGAGGCUCUGUGGCACGACGAGAGCCACCUCAACAAGUACAUGUGGCUUCACAAGCCGAGCAAGGUGCUGUCUCCGGAGUACUGCUGGGACACCAGUAUCGGCUACAGGAGCGACAUACGAGUCAAACGACUGCUGUGGGCGCCGAAACAUUAUGAUACACUUCGCAAAGAGUAGCGUGCUGUAAAAUCACCUCCAGUAUUUAAUAAAUGGCAUGAAAACUACCUGAAAAGCAGUACACCCUCAGGUUCUCAUGCUCCCUGGCUCUUUUAUGUGCACAUCUGCCAGUGUGGAUUUUCCUAAAGGAGUGACAACAUCUUUCCCUGACCGCCUGCCCUGCCAGAGAAUUUUGUUAUCCAGGACUCUAGGUAAAUCUAUGCAAAUGCCGCCCUUGCUUCAUUGUCAAUGUUUUCGUGAAAAUAUGUGUGCUGAAAAGUAGCACUUGCAUAGUUACAUUUUAUGCAGCCACAUGAGAAUAUCAAAGUCUUUGUUGCAUUUCAUAACAUACUGUAUAUGUAUAUUCAUUUUGAAAUGUUUGACUGUCUGUUCUGGCUGAUGAAAGUUAUAUUUAUGUGUGUCAGUUUCCCAAUUCCUCCUUUUUUAGUGGAUAAUACUUAUUGACCCUGAAGUUGCAGUGACAUAAGUAAUUCAUUUCAACAGGUUGUUUCCUCUGAAUUAACAGUAAGCAACGUGCUGCUCUUCGUUAUCUGUAUCCACAGUGUUGAUGUUGAGUUCAAUGUCUUAAGAUGGAUAUGUAAUAUUCAGGAUGUCAGUGAGACACUAAAGCAGCGGUGGGUAGAAUUGGAGCAAAUAUGAUUUAA